UCAAAGCUUUGACCAGUUGGCUCAUUAGCAGUGGAGUGGACUCGCUUUUAUAGCAGCUCUCUCUCUCCACAACAUCAACAAUGCAACUCUCUCUCUCUCUCUCUGAAACCACGCAGCAGAGAGCGGGACCAGCCGUCCGUCUCAGUUUAUCUCACGGACUGUGUCUGCAAUGCGUUAUCGCUCUCCCCAAAGAUUACACAGCUUUCCGAACGAAUUCGUGACCGACUCGACGGAGCAGCGCUGAUUUUCCUCCGUAAGUCAGACCUUCAGCGGGCAAACUGCAGGAGUGAGGUUUUAAUUCACAACUCUGGGCUCAAUCUCUGCUCCGAGUGCAGGAAGAGCCAGACGGAUCAUAAACAGCUUGCUGCUGGGAUUAUUCUGUAUUUUACACCGGCUGCUGGAGCUCACCCUGCUGUGGCCAUGAGUGCGUGCAGCAGGAAGGCCCUGACUUUGCUGAGCAGUGUCUUUGCAAUCAGUGGCCUGGGGCUGCUGGGAGUGGCAGUGAGCACCGACUACUGGCUCUACCUGGAGGAGGGAGUCAUUAUGCCUCUGAACCAGAGCACUGACAUCAAGACCUCGCUGCACUCUGGCCUCUGGAGAGUCUGCUUUCUGGCUGGUGAUGAGUCAGGUCGCUGCUUCACCAUCGAGUACAUCAUGCCAAUGAAUGUCCAGCUGACGUCAGAGUCCACAGUGAACGUGCUCAAGAUGAUCCGCUCAGCCACUCCGUUCCCUCUGGUCAGCCUCUUCUUCAUGUUCAUCGGUUUUGUCCUCAACAACAUCGGCCACGUCCGCCCUCACCGCACCAUCCUGGCAUUUGUCUCUGGAAUCUUCUUUAUCCUCUCAGGUCUGGCUCUGGUGGUGGGUCUGGUGCUGUACAUUUCCAGUAUAAAUGAUGAAAUGCUGAACAGGACGAAGAGCAGUGAGGCCUAUUUUUCCUAUAAGUACGGCUGGUCCUUUGCCUUUGCUGCCCUCUCCUUCCUGCUCACUGAGAGCGCCGGCGUCAUGUCGGUCUACCUGUUCAUGAAGCGCUACGCAGCAGAGGAGCUGUACCAGCCCCGUCAUCCCAGCUUCUACCGUCCUCGCCUCAGCAACUGCUCCGACCACUCUGGUCAGUUCCUCCACCCGGAGGCCUGGUCACGCGGACGGAGCCCCUCGGACAUCUCGAGUGAAGCUUCCCUUCAGAUGAGUACCAGCUACCCUGCUCUCCUGAAAUGUCCUGACUAUGAUCAGGUGUCCUCUUCGCCCUGCUGAGGGGCAGUUAGUAACCUACCAGUUACUAAAGAGUCACUGAGGCAUUGACAAAAGGCCAGAGUUUAAGAUACAAGGUUGAUAUUUAACUGUGAGUUUGCACCAUUACGACCGUGGUCAAGGGAUUUGGAUACCAGUCAUUUUCAGCAAGUUGUUGUUUGUUUUUCUUUUUUUUAUCAGGUCAGGAAAGAUUUUGGGGAGUUUGUUGUUGUAGCCGACACGACUGCAAAAUUUGCAGAUUUUAGAAGAAACAAUACAUGGUCAUUGUGCCACUGCUUCUGCAAAGAUCUCAAAAACAUUUAAAUAAUUUUUUAUUUUCAUGUUCAGAAGGUCAAGUAUGGAUUACUUUGAACUGUAUGUUUACUGUACCUGUGCUUUUUACUUUCCAGUGCCUCACAGCUGUUUCUUUGCUUCCUUUUGUGAUUUAAAUGAGUGUGUCAUGUUUUAGGACCUUCUUGUGCAGGAUUUUUAACUGUGCUAGUAUAGAUCAUAUCAGUGCAAUAACAAUAAUAUCAGAAGGCACAAUAAUAUCUGUGUUUGAUGUUUCAUUGGAUGUGCAGUUUCAAAAGCACACAUUUUGCUCAGAACUUGCUCAUGAUCACAAUCAGCAAUACGUCUGCAAUCAGAGCCAAAUGUAAAAAAAGAGUAGAAUGUAAAAUGUGUCUGGUCUUUUGCAGUUUGUAUUUCUACAGAGUUUCAUUUACCUCACAUUUGUGUUAAACUAUGAGCAUGUUAUUGGUUACUGUUUGCUUCAAAAAACACUUGGCUGCCUUUAUUGUCUCAUCAAAAACAAGCCAGUAAAACUACCUACCCACCUACUACAUGUGAGGCUCCGUCUCACAAAACCCUACAGACAAAGGCUGUUGUGCAGUUGAAGGGCAGUUCAUUCAGAUGUGGUUCUAAAUCUAACAUGAAGUCAUAGAUACUUGUUUUAUAAUCACUGGUUUUUGUUUAUAUUUUUUACAUAUAUAUAUAUAAUAUGUCCAGAUUACAUGAAUUCAUGAUGUUGUUCCUGGUGGAGCUGCUAAGAGAUCUUUGUUAAAAGGGUGUUGCAUCUGUAAAAUAAAUGUCUGCCAUCCAGCUUUUUUUUUUAAGCACUUCACGUUUUACAGACUGCUGUGAUUCCAUAUUUAUCCACUGGGAGGCAGUGUUUGUCCUUUUGUUUCCUCAGCUCAUUUUUAACAGUGUGCAAAUCUGCAAAAACAAAACCUGAAGUAACCUUUGUUAUUUACGCACACUUAAAAUCUGAAAUACAAACACUGACUACCUAAGCUUACGCAGUGAGUCAGUCUUUGUCAUUUACAGUACUGUGCAAAAGUCUUGAGCCACCCCUGAAUUCUUUAAAAAUAAUUUGCUUCUAAGCCUUCUGAACGUCUUUCAGCAUUUUCUUUGGACGUCGGCUGCUUUUUCACUCAUUGUCAGUUCAUUUCCUGAUCGUUUUCUGAUGAUUUAUUUUUGUUAAGUCACUUAACACUGACCGAAAAAGGCACCAAACUCAACGGAUGAACACUUGAGUUAGGUGGGCUGUAUUACUAACAGCCUUUAAUAAAAACACACCCUUUUCCUAUUUCUCUAGUCAAUGCAGUUAUGCACCAACAAGGUGACUCCCAAAACGACUGAGAGGAGGGCAUAUUUCAGCAUGGUGGGAUUUCAAAUCUACCUACAGCAGAUUAACAGUAUCUGAAAGGCAUGUUCUAUGAAAUAGGAAAUCAAAAUUGGUCCCAGUGGAUGGAUGACUGUCAAACAGGUUUUUUCCCCGAGGUACGAAAUUAGAGUAACAUUAUUGAAGCAGUGUGGGAUCAUCUUGAUGUAGGACAAAACAAAGAAGAGCUUUGAAUGUCCUUCAAGAAGCCUGGAGAACUAUUCCUGAAGACUACUUAUAGAAAUGACAAGAAAGUUUGCGUAACAGACUUCAGGUUGGUUAGAAAAUAAAGGUGGUCGUACCAAAUAUUGACUUUAGGCUUGUUAGAAUUGUACACACUCUGUUUUUGCCUUUUAGACUGUAUUUUCACGUGUGAUGGUGCAUGUUUCAAUAAAUCGCUGCACCUAUGUCACAUUUUCCCUGCAAAAUAUAGAGAAAUAAGCGGCAGCUCAAGCCUGCUGCACAGUACUGUAACUGUGAUGUCUCGCUCUGCUUUUCUAAUAAACUGUGUUAAACCAAGUGUGUCCAUCAUUAUGCUACCUCCUAAAUACAAGUUAUAGCCACAGUUUUCCAAACCUGUCUUAUAGUACAAAAGCACAAUAACAACAAUAUAGCAUUAACUAUUUUUGACUGUCCGAUUACUUUUGAGCCUGUGAAAGUAGGGAACUGUGUAUAAAAUGGACUGUAAUUCCCAAACAGUUAAUGCUGCACAAACACACAGUAUUGCUUAUGUGAUUUAAGUAUCACAGACAUUUUCAGCAUUAGCUCUCAUUUCCAUUAAGUCAUUUUUAGUAUAAUAACAUUAUGCUGCCAUGCUUUUGAACUGGACUGUUUGUUUUGCACAUUAACACAAUUUGCACACACAGUUUUCCCUCCUUAAAACAUACCCACAUACAAAGUUGUCAUUGUUACAGGCGCUGGAAGUACACAGGUGGGUCAAAUUUGAUUAUGAGAGCUCCAAAAUGUGGGAAUAAAAGGCAUCGACUUAAAUGAUGAGAUGUGCUGUUACAUAAGGAGAGCAUCAACCCAGCAGCAGGACCAGCAUCUGCUCUGCCAGAGUCCUGUAAGAUUAUCUCCAGUGGGCUACUGAGGGGCAUCUUUCUGACCAAACUAUCAGAAUCAGACUCCAUGAGGGUGGCAUGGGGGCCUGCUAUACUUCAGUGCGACUUGUGCUCGCAGCCGAGCACCAUGCAGCUUGACAGCCAGCACACCAGAACAGACACAUCUGCCACUGAUGGUCCACUCGCUUCAUAGACUCAGUGGCAAGAGUGUGCAGGCAUUUCCUUGAUGAAGGAGGUACUAAUGCCUCAGGAA
Oreochromis niloticus (Nile tilapia) is the source of this 4204-nucleotide messenger RNA. It is a transcript of the gene cacng5b, whose product is annotated as calcium channel, voltage-dependent, gamma subunit 5b. Gene Ontology annotation, biological process: calcium ion transport; positive regulation of synaptic transmission, glutamatergic; neurotransmitter receptor internalization. The coding region runs from base 421 to 1251 and encodes 276 amino acids. The transcript has 6 exons. Lineage: Eukaryota; Metazoa; Chordata; Actinopteri; Cichliformes; Cichlidae. The record is from RefSeq and is a predicted model, not a curated record. Gene Ontology annotation, cellular component: AMPA glutamate receptor complex; postsynaptic density membrane. Gene Ontology annotation, molecular function: channel regulator activity; voltage-gated calcium channel activity.